AUGGCUCCUGCUGUUCACGGGCCUGUCAGGCAGCCUGAUGGUCCCAGAGACCCUUACUCCAUGUCCGCCAGCUCAUCGCCCGACAGAGCACGACGGCUUCCUGACUCUCGUCUUGCCGCUGCCCUCUCCCCACCUCGCAUGAGCCCCGUGCGAAGCACCCAGAGCCAAAGCGGCCCUCACCCACUCUCACAGCCACCCCUCACAGCCACUCCCUUGCUAUCACCAUCCCCUCUACCCCUGGUCGCCCUUGCACCACCCCAGGUUGCCUCGCUGCGCAACUCACUGAACCGUCGUCGCUACUCCUUCCCACCUGCUGAAGGGUCCUCAUCUACCGGCGCCGAUGCCUUUCCGUGGGUGAUGGGUGGGACCCCAAAGCCGUCGACUCUCGGCGGCUUCCAGCUAGAUGCUGGAUCUGGCUUCGGCAAUGAGAUUGGUGUAAGCGCCGGCCUCACGCCCAACGCUGGUGUCUGGGAGAGCCUGCUCAACUUUGAGGUCGAACCCUCCCCCGUGGACAGUCUGUCCUCAACAGGUCCCUCAACAGGUCCCUCAACAGGUCCCUCCACAGCCAACUCGAAGCUAUCCUCAGCCCCCCAGUCGGAUCGUUCCGACGAGAAACCGACUUCCACCAUUCCGGCCAGAGCUGCCACGCCAAAGUCGCAACCUUUGGACAGCAGUUCGGAUCUCGUCUGGAGGUCCUUACUGAGCGCAUCGUUUCACGUGGAGGGUGUCGGGCCUGUCAGCGCCGCUCGCCUCCUGUCCGAAGUCUGGAAGCGAGGUGGGCCCGCGCUCGUCUCCAACCAAUGUCUAUGGCCAAAUGUCCUGAUGUCACUCUCGCUUUCACUCAACUCUCCCCGUCGAGUCGCACAUCCCUCGGCCGAGGCGUCACUGGCGUUACAAGCCCUCUACAACAUCGCUCUUCGCCCCCACGAAUCCGUUAUCUUUGCUGGUCUUCUUUCAUCCUAUGUUGCCUCGAUUGCGCCACGGGCUACCGACGCUUUCCAGGACGGGCAGGUGUACGGACCAUGGACACCCACCAAGGGCAUGGCUGAGGCAGAUAUCUCGCAGUGGACGACCCUCACACCGAACGCCGGCUCGGAAUGGCCCUCACUUGGGACCACACUGGCCUCUGGGUCUGGACUCACCCCUCGUCGACCAUUUUCUCCAGCACUUGGUCUGCCACCUAUAGGCCUGUCUGACCCAGCCGAAGGCUCCUCCCGCCCAGUUUCUCGAGCUGAGGGUGACGGACUGAAUGGCAUCGACGAAAUCCUCGCACAAAUAGAGGACACCAACGAAUUGAGGGAGAAUGAAGCCAACGCCUCUGUUGAUUGUCCCGAAUGGCUGCAAACGCGCCUCGAGGACCAUGAGAGCGACCACUUGGGAACCGAAUUCGCGGGUGACCCUGAUAAAGAGCGCAACGGCAGCGAAAGCUCGACGUUCAGUUCCGAGUCGCCGGUCGACCAGAUGGUGGGCUCGAGAACGUCGUCCCCAUUUGUCUCGGCGGCAUCCAUGUUUUCUGUCACUUCAGCAAGCACCACUAUACCCCUUGUUCCUCUUCCAUCCGAUACACCACAAGACCUUGAAAAGCAACCCACAGUGAGACCGGUGGCAAAGACUGCUGCCUCGUUCCGUUCGCGGCAACAGGCUCCGAAACAGCUCGACCUUCCCAUUGUCCCAUUCAUUCCUCCGCCCCCCAUGUGCAUGUUUUUCUCUCCCACGUUCCGCGACCUGCAAAAGGACAAGGUUGGCGUGUGGAAAGGAGACCUAUCCGUCCGUGGACGAGGAGGUGGUACAUUCAACAUCCUAAUUGUUGGCGAGCAAGGGUCUGACCAUCUUUGUUGGGGCGACUGCUUGUCGUACCCAGCCGGGCCAGUGUUGACCGAGACCGCCACAGCCACAAUGAUUCCUGUGUCGACUCUUGCUCGGGAGGGCCUUCUUCCUGUUACGAUGGGCAUGGUGCUCUGCAACGACCCGGACAUGACUGAUUUUGUCGCCAUGGUACAGGGCCUCCACGCAGAAGGAGUUGCUUUCCACUUGCCACUACCAAACCUGGGAUUACCCAUCGUUUUCCUCCCCGCCAAGUUUGACACAGAGGACCCUCUUCAACGACUGGGAAUUGCCUUCAUGGCCAAGGGCGGUGUGCCUCCAGUUGGACUCGGUGGGGUGAAACAGCCUCAGCCCGAGCCCAUGACGGAGGACGCAGGCCCCACAGACACGACUCGCAAGCGGCGGCGCAAGAGCAGUUCUGCGGCCACGAAAGAUAUCGCUCCCGCGACGCCGGCCCCAGGAACACGGCGGAAGAGUGCCCCCGUGCGACCAGGUAAACUUACUAUGACUACUCGACGAUCGUCCUAA
This is a messenger RNA of Apiotrichum porosum, 2352 nucleotides long. RefSeq lists its product as uncharacterized. Lineage: Eukaryota; Fungi; Basidiomycota; Tremellomycetes; Trichosporonales; Trichosporonaceae. The coding region runs from base 1 to 2352 and encodes 783 amino acids. The transcript has 6 exons. The record is from RefSeq and is a predicted model, not a curated record.